UUAUUAAUACAUCCCACCCCAACCCCUCUCCUUCCCUUUCUCUGCUUUCCUUCACAACCCAUGUCUUCUCUCCUCUGCUCUCCUAUCCUCUCUCUUCACCUCCUCAGCUCAGCCUUCUUUGGGACUAACACAAGAGAGUAAAUCAAACCACAUUUCUCUUACUCCAACCAGGUUUUGGCUUUGCUCUUUCUUCUUGUGCCUACUGCUGCUACACCCCACUUGGGAAAGAGCAAAAACUCAAUUCACAAACACUUGAUUCUUGUUUAUUGUGGUGAAUCUUCAUCUGGGUCCUCAAUUUUUUUGGAGAUUCAGAGCUUCUAUUGAUCUCAGCUUUUCUUCUCUGUGUAAUUCUAAAAGUAUUUGUCUAUGGAAAAGGAGAAGCUCUUUAUGAAUGCUGGUAGCCCACCUCCCCUGACUUAUCCAGCCUCUUCGUCUUCUACACCAACCAAUUGGCAUUCUUCAUCCUCAGCCAUGGAGCUUCCACUUGGAGACCUGAAUGGUUCUUCAGAGCAAUUGCCCAAUUGCUUCCUCAAUCUCAAUUGGGAGAAUUCAAUGGAUCAGAGUGUUCCUUUUGAAUCAGCCCUGAGCUCAAUUGUUUCUUCUCCUGCCACAUCGAAUGCGGCGGUUCCGCCUGACAGUGUCGUCAUCAGAGAACUGAUUGGGAGACUUGGUAGCAUCUGUAACUCCGGAGAGAUCUCUCCUCAGUCUCGGACAAUGGGUGGUAGUGCAGCUUCGGCUUCUUACAUUGGGGGAAACAAUAGUGCCAACACUUCCUGCUAUAGUACCCCUUUGAAUUCACCACCAAAACUAAAUCUUUCCAUGAUGGAUCAUCAGGUCACUGGGAAUAUACCCCUCUUGGGGAAUCCCAUGCCUACCCAUCCAAGUUUGGCUCCUUUCGCUGCUGAUCCUGGAUUUGCAGAGAGGGCUGCGAGGUCCUCCUGCUUCGGCAGUCGGAAUUUCAGUGGAUUAACAGGCCAAUUUGGACUCAAAGAAGCUGAAUUCCCUUACAGAUCAGUGCCAAGGGUGGGGAAUGGAAAGCUAUCGAGAGUCUCCAGCAGCCAAUCUCUCAAGGUUGUUGGGUCUCAGAUGGGUAGUCAGGAGAACAAAGAAACUCCAUUGCAGGACACAAUUGAGACAGAGAUGAGAUCCGCUUCGGCUUCAGAUAGGAAAUUCGGUAAAUUAUCGAGGUCUUCAACACUAGACAAUGCAGAGGAUUUCGCAAAUUCUCGUGAGGAAUCCUCAAUUUCUGAGCAAAUCCCAGGUGGGGAUUCUGUCAUGAAAGCUUCCAAUGCUGCCAAUGGCAGAAAGAGAAAAGCUGCUCCAAGAGGAAAAGCAAAGGACACCCCUUUAUCCCCUUCUGAAAAAGAAUCGAAGGAAGAGGAGGACCCAUAUGCAAAAAGAAGCAAAUCAGCUGAAGCCACUGCAAAGGAAAAGGAUGCAACAAAGGCAAAGGCAGAACCCAAUGGGGGUUCCAACAGUCCAGGGGAUGGAGGUCAGAAGAAAACCAAGGAUAACUCGAAGCCACCAGAACCUCCCAAGGACUACAUCCAUGUUAGAGCAAGAAGAGGCCAAGCCACUGAUAGCCACAGUCUUGCUGAAAGGGUCCGAAGAGAGAAGAUCAGUGAACGGAUGAAGUUCCUUCAAGAUCUUGUACCGGGUUGCAAUAAGGUGACUGGUAAAGCGGUUAUGCUCGACGAGAUUAUAAACUAUGUUCAGUCACUGCAACGCCAAGUUGAGUUCCUGUCUAUGAAAUUAUCCACUGUGAACCCGAGGCUUGAUUUCAACAUGGAAAGUCUACUCUCAAAGGAGAUACUUCAGCCUCGAGGGUCCUUGCCACAUCCAAUUUACCCAUUAGAUUCUUCAGCACCAGCCUUUCAAUAUGGGCAACAGCACCAGCAAGGACCACCCCUUCAAAGUGGAAUUUCUAAUGGAGCAGAGACUCAGUGCUCAGUGAACCCAUUAGAUGCCGCGUUUCGUCUAAAUCUUGGUGUGCAGUUAUCUUCUGUUGAUGUUUUUGGUGAAGCUGCUUCUCAGCUCUCAUCAUUCUGGGAGGACGACCUCCAAAGUGUUGUUCAAAUGGGAUUCGGCCAGAACCAGAGCCAGGAAGCAGCAUUCCAGCCACAGAGUUUCCAUGGCUCAUUGCCAACUACCCACAUGAAAGUUGAACUCUGAUCACCAAUUUACUAAAUUUGAAUUUGGUUGAGGCCCCAGGUAAAGAAGGGCUUUGUAUAUACAGAAAGAUGUUGCUUUGAACCGGCACACGAGCUCCUGAACUAUCAACCAUUAGUCCUGAGCAAGAGAUUUUUUUUUUUUCUUUCCCUUUUUUGGGUCCCCUUCUUUGUGUUCAUCAUUUCUGUGACUGAUUCUUUGGAGAAUUCUCACAAGUAUCCUUUGUAAAAUUUUAGAACUAAUUGUAUUCUGUGGUGCAAAAUAUAAUUACAGCAAAUAUAAGAUGUAGCAUGGUAAGAAGAACAUUAAAGUGAAAGGAAAGGAGGGAAGGAGGAGUUUUGGUACCAACUUCUGAUCCAACCUUUGUUGUCAUGUCAACCUUACCAUCCAGUAAUACUAUUAUCAGUUGAUUAA
Macadamia integrifolia is the source of this 2583-nucleotide messenger RNA. Its product is annotated as transcription factor bHLH62. The record is from RefSeq and is a predicted model, not a curated record. The transcript is spliced from 8 exons. NCBI's taxonomy places the organism in Eukaryota, Viridiplantae, Streptophyta, Magnoliopsida, Proteales, Proteaceae. Gene Ontology annotation, molecular function: DNA-binding transcription factor activity; protein dimerization activity. Gene Ontology annotation, biological process: regulation of DNA-templated transcription. Bases 367 to 2172 code for a protein of 601 amino acids. Gene Ontology annotation, cellular component: nucleus.